AUGAAGUUUGAACUCGGCCUCUCGUUCCUUUUUGUUCCCUUCGUUCUCGCCGCUCCCAGCCCAGACCAUAGUCGGCGAGCCUUCACGCUUGAAACGCUGACUGGCCCCAAUGGACCGCAAAUGUACUUCAAAUUUACAGCAAUUGGGGGAAGUAUCUUCGCCAACAAGCCAAACGAUGACGCCAGAUGCGAGAGAGGUGCUAAGCAAGACUAUGCGACCUUCACGUUGAAGAGCGACGAGCUGUUCCUCUACUCCAAAGGCAGAAGGCGCCAACAAGUCUACGGCACCAACGGCGAGUUGUUAGGUGCUCUGGGAUACAUAACAGACGGCGAGGAAGCUCCGGAGGGAAGCACACUCAAGGGUUGGGCGAUUGACAGGACUACCAAUGAGGUAAGGCUGAAUGGGAAGCGUUUCAGAGGAUGGACGAACGUCACGACGGGAACACCAGACGACAUCUACCAGAUGUACAUCAGCGAAAUCGAUGAUUUGCCCGAGGGAUACACGGCUUGGGGCGGGAUUGUGUACAGCGAAGAGAACCCGAUUAGCUGCGUGUACUCGUGA
Molecule: messenger RNA, 561 nt
Organism: Clonostachys solani
Lineage: Eukaryota; Fungi; Ascomycota; Sordariomycetes; Hypocreales; Bionectriaceae
Source: the annotation of a GenBank genome assembly